UCAUAGCGAUCAUAGCAAGGAAAAAGAAUCCAGUGGUUCGUGAAUAGUUUGGCAAGAACAAAUAUAAUUUGUACACAAGGCUUGACUGUGAUUAGCUGCUUGCAGCGAUACCGAAUAAUAAAUGGAUCCAAAUCAAACCAAACAAAAACCUCUAGCGGACACUUCCACUAGUGACGAAGAGCGAUUCGAGGAUGCGUCCUGUAAAGAGUUCAAUGAAAAGGCAGUAGACGAGGUCAUCCAGCAAGUCACAGGAAUCAGUGUCGGCGUAUCUCCCAAAACUAACACAUCAUCCUCUUCGGAACAGACGGAAAAGUUUGUCGAUUGUCGAAGCGACGCAGGAAGUGACGAAGAAAUGCUAGAAAAAGAGAAGGAAUCUGAUAGUGUCACGCAGAAUGACGACUUCGUUGAUGACGAGUCACAGCGAGAUUGGGAGAAGGGCCUUAGCGAGGAGGAAAAGUUAUCCAACAAAGCGAAAGCGGAUGAACUGAAGGCACAAGGAAACGACCUGUUCAAACAGGGUGAUUUCGAAAAAUCAGCCGAUGUGUACACGGAGGCACUUCGAAUUUGUCCGGUGGAGUAUUCAGCAGAACGCUCGAUCCUGUACGCAAACCGAGCGGCAGCGAAGACAAAGCUAAACUUUAAGCCAUCCGCCAUUGAUGACUGCACCAAAGCGAUAGAGCACAAUCCGAAGUACCUGAAGGCACUGCUAAGUGUUAUUGAAUCCACUUCCAGACGGGCUACCUUGUAUGAGGAGGCGGAUAAGCUAGACGAAAGUUUGGAGGAUUUUAAGAAAAUCUUGGAAUUGGAUCCAGCAAACGUGGAAGCCAGGGCGGCUCAGUUGCGGUUGCCGCCGAAGAUCCAGGAACGCAACGAGCGCCUCAAGGAAGAGAUGAUGGGCAAACUGAAAGACCUAGGCAAUAUGAUACUGCGACCUUUUGGGCUGUCGACUCAAAAUUUCGAGAUGAAGCAAGACCCAUCCUCUGGAUCGUAUUCGAUUAAUUUCAAAAGCGGUAAAUAGUCGUAUUAGUUAUUUGAAUUUAGCUGAUGUUGUGUGACUGAAAUCGGCGUAUGUGAGUGAAAAUACAAUUCUUUUAGGCGUUAUCGUUGACCUUCGAAUCGAUAAUAAAUAUACUAGAUU
Sabethes cyaneus is the source of this 1138-nucleotide messenger RNA. It is a transcript of the gene Ttc1, whose product is annotated as tetratricopeptide repeat protein 1. Lineage: Eukaryota; Metazoa; Arthropoda; Insecta; Diptera; Culicidae. The coding region runs from base 122 to 1018 and encodes 298 amino acids. The transcript is spliced from 2 exons. The record is from RefSeq and is a predicted model, not a curated record. Gene Ontology annotation, molecular function: protein binding.